CAGAGGUCGCACCAAGGCUGGCCCAUGUGAGCUCUUCCAGGAAGUGAGGCUGUGCCGUCCUGAAGAUGGGCCGGGCAGCUGGCGGCCUGGAGAUUUUGGAAUGAUCACUAAUGGGCAAGGAGUUUGAGUUCCUGAGGAUAUUUGCCGGUCAGUCCUGGCUGAGUCUCAGCAUUUCUCGGCAGAACCCAUUGAGAAGAAGGAAGAAGACAACAACAUGAGGAAGAAGAGGGAGCAGCCAAGAGAACGGUUCCAUGCCUGGGACUGCCCUCACGGCCUAGUUGGUUUACACAACAUUGGACAGACCUGCUGCCUUAACUCCCUGAUUCAGGUAUUGAUUAUGAACGUGGGCUUCACCAAGAUACUGAAGAGGAUAACAGUGCCAAGGGGAGUGGAGGAGCAGAGGAGAAGUGUCCCCUUCCAGCUGCUCCUGCUGCUGGAGAAGAUGCAGGACGGACGGCAGAAAGCAAUACGGCCCAUGGAGCUCGCCUGUUGUCUCCAGAAGUACAACGUACCACUGUUUGUCCAGCAUGAUGCUGUUCAACUCUACCUCACAGUCUGGAACCUAAUUAAGGACCAAAUCACUGAUGUGAACUUGGUGGAGAGGCUACAGGCCCUGUAUACGAUCCGGGAGGAUGCACUUCGCUGUUUCUUCCAGCCCAGGGAGUUAUCAGACAAAAGCAAGUUCUUCUGUGAAAACUGUGAGAAGAAGACCUGUAGGAAACAGGUCUUGCAGCUGACCCAUUUGCCCCAGACCUUGACAGUCCACCUCAUGCGGUUCUCCAUCAGGAAUAUGCGGACAGAAAAAAUCUGCCACUCACUGUAUUUCCCCCAGAGCUUGGAUUUAAAUCAGGUCCUUCUGACUGAGCGAGAUGCCUGUGAUGCUGAGGCACAGCCUGGAGGACAGUAUGAACUCUUUGCUGUGAUUGCCCAUGUGGGGAUGGCUGGCUUUGGUCAUUACUGUGCCUAUAUCCGGAAUUCUGUGGAUGGAAAAUGGUUCUGCUUCAAUGACUCCAACGUUUGUGGGGUGUCCUGGGAAGACAUCCAGUGUACCUAUGGAAAUCAUAACUACCGCUGGGGGGAAAUUGCUUAUCUUCUAGUUUACAUGAAGAUUGAGUCUUAAUGGAUGUGCCCUAAACCUCCAGAGACUGACGAAGUAUCAUUUACCUUUUCUGUUCCCGGAUCUGCUCUUAAGAGAUUUUGCAAUGAGAAGAAGCAUCGUUUUCAAGUUGUAUAAUUAAACUUUAUUUAUAAAUCAGGGGUGAUUAUCAAAAUAUUUAACAGUGACACUGCACAGGUCUAGAUGAGUCAGAAUAGAUACUUCCAACAGUGGACCCUAGCCACACAUCUGGAGUAGGGUCCUGAGUUCCCACUGUGCAAGGCAUUAAUCCUUUAGUGGGAGAUUAUGGGAAUCCAGGUGCCCCCAGGGGAUGAGAGACCUGGCCAGCAAUGGUAGUGGAAGGCAUUUGGGUGGCAAGGGCGUAGGGAAGUAGUUAAUAUUUUACAACUAGCCUGACCAUACUGGUAUGUACCAGGUGAAUAUUAUGAAAAAAAUUUUAGAGCCCAUAUUGUUUCCAUAAAACUCAAGUGUUUUGUAAUUGUUAUUCAUUUAUUUGACAAAUAUGUAUUGAUCACCUGUUCUCCAUAAGAUAGUGUGCUAGGCACAAUAAUCAAUAAAGUUUUUCUCUCAAAAGGA
Molecule: messenger RNA, 1693 nt
Organism: Diceros bicornis minor
Lineage: Eukaryota; Metazoa; Chordata; Mammalia; Perissodactyla; Rhinocerotidae
Gene: USP18
Product: ubiquitin specific peptidase 18
Exons: 10
Coding region: 215-1120 (301 amino acids)
Biological process (GO): protein deubiquitination
Cellular component (GO): nucleus; cytosol
Molecular function (GO): cysteine-type endopeptidase activity; cysteine-type deubiquitinase activity
Source: RefSeq, a predicted model, not a curated record